UUUCCUGAUCCACCGCAACAAAAUGAGAGACAACGAAAUUGAGCCAAACAGAGCAAGUAAUAAAGAUUUGUUUGAGAUUUGGAGCUUCGAUGGAAAAUUGGUGUAUGAAAACAUAAUCCGAGCGACGGAGGAUUUCAAUGACAAGCAUUGCAUUGCAGCAGGUGGAUAUGGCACUGUUUAUAGAGCUGAGCUGCCAAGUGGUCAAGUUGUCGCUGUAAAAAAGUACCCUCCUUCCCAAGAUGGCGAGUUGGCUAACCUGGUAAGUUUUAUGAGUGAGAUUCAUGCAUUGACAGAGAUAAGACAUCGGCAUAUCAUAAGGCUUUUGGGUUACUGUUCACAUCCACGACACUCAUUUUUGGUUUAUGAGUUCUUGGAAGGGGGGUCCUUGGACAAGAAACUAAGCUGUGAGGAAGAAGCACUAAGUUUGGAUUGGGAUAAGAGGAUAAAUGUUGUUAAAGGUUUGGCAGAUGCUUUGUCAUAUAUGCACCAUGGAUGUUCACCCCUGGUCAUUCAUCGUGAUAUAUCGAGCAAGAAUGUUCUGCUAAACUUAGAAGAUGUCGCUUACCUAUUUGAUUUCGGAACUGCAAGACUUCUAAACCUGCAGUCAUCAAAUUGGACUUCCUUUGCAGGCACCUUGGGAUAUGCUGCUCCAGAACUUGCUUACACAAUGGAGGUGAAUGAAAAGUUAGACGUCUACAGCUUUGGAGUUUUAACACUGGAAGUUGUAAUGGGGAGGCAUCCAGGGGAUCUCAUGUCUUCUCUUUCUUCAUCAUCUUUGGAUUCGUCACCACCAUCUUCUUAUGGUAUUCUGUUCAAGGACGUAUUGGACAAACGGCUCCCACUACCAAGGAAUCAGGAGGAGGAAGCAGUGGUUCUUGCUGUAAAGAUAGCACUUGCAUGCUUGCACCCCAACCCGCAGUGCCGACCCACUAUGCAACAAGUUUCUGUGGCUCUAUCAAAUUUGUUGCCCCCUCGGUAAUCAGAUGUGUCUACGUUUGUUGUAAAAAAUUUCAGGGGCACCGAAAAAUUU
Molecule: messenger RNA, 1030 nt
Organism: Rhododendron vialii
Lineage: Eukaryota; Viridiplantae; Streptophyta; Magnoliopsida; Ericales; Ericaceae
Product: MDIS1-interacting receptor like kinase 2-like
Exons: 2
Coding region: 23-979 (318 amino acids)
Biological process (GO): protein phosphorylation
Molecular function (GO): ATP binding; protein kinase activity
Source: RefSeq, a predicted model, not a curated record